AAAUAACAACAGAACCACGUGGUAUAUUCAUAUCAGUUUCGAUUUUGACAUUACGUUAGAUAGAGGGCAACAAUCUCUUCGGCUAAAAGAUAACCCGAAAUAUUACAAGAGACCGGACGUUAUUUAUAUGGUUGUGUUUAAAAGACUUUUGACGCUGAUUGUUAAUCGAAGCUAUUUUUCGUCGCUCGGAAAAAACAUGAGUCUGGAAGGUGCAAAACGAAUUGCUGCAUAUAAAGCUGUUGACGAGUGGGUCAAACCGAACACAACAGUCGGUAUUGGCAGCGGAUCAACUGUGGUCUAUGCCGUCGAUCGUUUAAAGGAGCGUGUCACCAACGAAAACUUAAACGUAUUUUGCAUUCCAACCAGCUUUCAGGCGAGACAAUUGAUAAUAAACAGUGGACUGGUACUGUGCGACCUAGAAACACAUCCUACUCUGGAUUGUGUCAUCGAUGGGGCUGAUGAAGUAGAUUCCAAUUUGACGCUGAUAAAAGGUGGAGGCGGUUGUUUGCUGCAGGAAAAAAUUGUGGCUUCGUGUGCUAAGACAAUGAUUGUUAUCGCUGAUUACACAAAGGACUCGGUGAAACUAGGCGAUCAAUACCAGAAAGGUAUUCCAGUCGAAGUUGUACCGAUGGCAUACGUUCCAAUAAAGAAGAAGAUCGAGUCGAUGUUUGGAGGUUCGUUGAAUCUUCGAAUGGCUGUGGCAAAAGCCGGACCAUGCAUAACCGACAACGGAAAUUUCAUAUUGGACUGGAAGUUUACGAACAAAGACGUCGAUUGGAACGUUGUCAAUCGUGAAAUACUGAUGAUACCGGGCGUCGUCGAAACGGGCCUAUUCGUUAAAAUGGCUGCCAAAGUGUAUUUUGGUAUGGCUGACGGUACGGUUAAAGAGAGAUAAGUCGGAGCUGUACGUAUCUCACAUAAAUAAUGAUUUGAAUUUUCUAUUUUUGUUUAAUUUUUUAUAUAAAUUACUUAAACACUAGGGGGGGGGGGGGCAAGAAUGAUUACAUAAAUAAUAUAAACACAAUUUUCGACUAA
This is a messenger RNA of Bradysia coprophila, 1035 nucleotides long. It is a transcript of the gene Rpi, whose product is annotated as Ribose-5-phosphate isomerase. NCBI's taxonomy places the organism in Eukaryota, Metazoa, Arthropoda, Insecta, Diptera, Sciaridae. Gene Ontology annotation, biological process: pentose-phosphate shunt, non-oxidative branch; D-ribose metabolic process. Gene Ontology annotation, molecular function: ribose-5-phosphate isomerase activity. The record is from RefSeq and is a predicted model, not a curated record. Gene Ontology annotation, cellular component: cytoplasm.